Molecule: messenger RNA, 1233 nt
Organism: Klebsormidium nitens
Lineage: Eukaryota; Viridiplantae; Streptophyta; Klebsormidiophyceae; Klebsormidiales; Klebsormidiaceae
Source: the annotation of a GenBank genome assembly
AUGCAGUCCCUAUCGCACUCUGCUGAGAGGGUUUUGUGGUUUUCUACGGUUCUGGUCUUGGGGGCCCUUGUGCUGUACCAGCGGACGGACCUUGGCAGUUACUCGCCGGAAAUAUGGCUGAGGGGCCUUGGGAUGGCAGCCCUCCAAAGAAGCGAGAUCAAAACUGGAGAGCCCACUCUUAGAAUACCGAGUAACGAGCAAUCUCCAACGGCAAUAAGUCGCUCGUCAGACGACAUGCAUUUCGACGAGAACGGCGGAUCGCCCACUGAGAGUUCGAUAAAGGCUUCGGGACUUGGGAAGAGCGAGGGGCUCGUUGGAAUCGCUGGGCUUUUCGGUUUUGGGAGAAAGGGGUUGCCGGAUGCGGAGAAGACGUUUGAGCAGACAAGCGGGGUCUUGGAGCAGCUGACCAGACCAGCAACCGUAUGGAACUCGUCCAUUGUCAUUGUGCCUGCGUUAUACGGAGAGUGGAACAACGGCUGGCCCGCCUGGACCCAAAACCGGACGCUGUACACGUACCAGCGUACGGACCCGUCCGCACCCCGGUAUUGCCAGAACACGGGCUACGAGGCGGGGGUGUUCCUCAAGUUCAUCGUCGACUUUUACGAGGACCUGCCGGAUCAGACGGUCUUUCUGCACGCAGACCCCUUUGCGCACAACGCUGACAUCGAACGCUGGAUUGACUGCCUCAGCCCUGAUCUGACUUACACGACCCUUAACACGGUCUUCGUUGUCAAGCGGAGCAUCACCUUCUGGAACGGUUACGCGGGGUUCCAGGGAGUGGUCCCGCAAAUAGAAAAGUGUUGGCGCGCGCUCGCGGCCGCAUUCGACAAGCCGCUGACGCCCCAGCCGGGGCAGGAGCCGGUUGUGAGCUUUGUCUGUUGCCAGCAGAUUGCCAUCAGCCGCGACCAGAUUCGACGGAACCCGCUGGCCGCUUACCAGCGCGCUUACCAGAUGAUUGGCGUCAACGAGCGGUGCGUGGACGGGUCGAUUGACCCGGGGGAGAUCUGGUCGCUGGCGCAGCCCGCAUCGGCGGUUGGGGGGCACACCGAAGUGCCCCCCGACUUCUACGCGCGCGGUUUAGAAAGCAAGUUGAUACAGGCCCAAGCGAUGGAGCACAUAAUCCAUUUGUUGUUGAACGACGAGCCGCUGGAUAGUGUACCAGUAACGGAAGAUCAGUACUGUCAAAACUUUCGGCCCCGGUCGCAGUGCCCGGGGAGCCCGUGCCCUCGGUAG